Vitis vinifera (wine grape) is the source of this 1173-nucleotide messenger RNA. RefSeq lists its product as uncharacterized. The transcript is spliced from 3 exons. The coding region runs from base 259 to 987 and encodes 242 amino acids. The record is from RefSeq and is a predicted model, not a curated record. NCBI's taxonomy places the organism in Eukaryota, Viridiplantae, Streptophyta, Magnoliopsida, Vitales, Vitaceae.
UAAAAAUCCAGAGAGGAAAGCGUCUUGAUUUUUGGCUGAAACGGUGAAAAAUGAAUUAGACCCUUCAAGAAAUAAAAUUUUUUUAAAAAUAGAAAAGCAAUAUCACAAGAGGCAUUUUUCAUUUUAGAAACCCAUCUUGACCGUCCAAUCCGACAGGCAAACCAUGCGGUCCACGUGGCACACCUCCUCCGUCACGUCCCCAGCUCUCUGCAUAUAUACAACAGAGAUACAAGAGAGAAGAACCAGAAAGAGAGUAGGAUGGGUUCUUCUUCAGUGAAUGGAAUGAUGCUGUGGGAGAAUGAAGGAAAAGAGGCCAUCAAUGUUUUUAGGUUGUCUGAUGUUAAAUCAUUAGACAAAUUGGAUUUAGAGAGCUGGAUGGAAUGGAAAAGUAGCUUGCAGCUCAUACUUGCUCUGAUGGACUUGGAGCUUGCUCUCUAUGAAGCCAAACCCCCCAUGCCUACCGUGAAUAGCUCCCCUGAAGAUAGAGCAAAGUAUGAAAAAUGGGAGAGGAGUAACCGGCUAAGCCUCAUGAUCAUGAAGCACAAAAUUUCUAGUAGCAUUCGCAGUCUAGUACCCGGGUCGGGCACUGCUAGACAAUACUUGGCUCGUCUUGAAGUCAUGUUCAUACGCAUUGCGAAGGCCGAUGCAGCUCCGUUACUAAACAAGUUAGCAAACAUGAAAUAUGAUGGCCAAGGGAAUGUGCGUGAUCACAUUGCCAACAUGUCGGGUUUGGCUGCGAGGGUUAAGGCUGGAGGUAUCGAUAUUCCUGAAUGUUUCGUUGUGCAACUUGUCCUGGAUUCUCUUCCUCCUCAAUAUGAACGGUUCCAAGCUUCAUAUAAAGUGAAUUGGGGACUAGAGGAACUUUUGUGUAUGUGUGGGCAAGAGGAGGAAUUCGUUCGGCUUGAAAAUUCUGAAAGGAAGAUCUCUGCUAUUCCGGGUCUUGGUCCAAAUAAUGAAAAGAAGUAUAGCUUUCUUUUCACUCGAUGAUCACCUGCUUGAAAAGAAGGACUAGUGUCCGGGGAACAAGGUGGUGGACAUAAGGUUAUCAUGAGAGCUAUGGAAGGCAAGUUUUUUUGUUAAGGGUUUACUAGAUUCUAUAAUGAUACUUGAUACACUUUGAAUUAGAAUAUAUGGGGGUUUCAGCUUUUUGGUGAAAGCCUUACUUUCCUUGCA